ACCAGAACCCUGAUUCUCUUGUCGCUAACAGCGUGUGUCGCUGUGACAUGGCGUCGGUACUGCGGGGGGCUCGCUUGCCCCAAAGGGCAUCUGAGAAGAGCUGGGUCUGCAUGCGCUGUGCUGCAUCAAUUACUACGGCCGCCUCUGGACUGCGACCAUCUAUUCAACAAGGUAGAUAUCCGCUCACUGAGAUUUAUAUCUCUAAACGGCACUUCAACCAGUCUAAAAAGACUCUCGCCAAGCCGAAGGAAGAAACAUUCUCAUCACGAAAGACAAUCCUCCUCGAUAGCGAGUCUCGAAUAUCUGGAGAUAUCAGACAAUACUUGCGUAAAUGGCAAGAGGACCACGCGAACACACUCGACCCAGUUCGAGGACCGGGGACGUCGAACGAAGGACUAGACUCGUCAAUGCCUUGGGUCGGAUCGAUGUUGAAUGAUAAUCGAGAAAUACAUGAUGCUGGGACCGAUGCUUUACGAGUAGCCGACGAGGACAUCUCCGAUUUUUCUCAAACUGCCGACGAGGGGGAUGGGAUACAUGCAUUUUUGGAGCCUGGCGAUCUAGUGGCUUUCCCAUAUGCGGAUGGAGGUCUCAGCUUUGCGAUUUAUAUUCAAUCUGUUCAAAAACAGCAUCAGUUCUACACCGACAGGGGGAAAUGGAGGAUUGGGUUCGAUAGAAGCCUCGAUUACGUGGUCAAGGGGUUUGCUUCCCCGGACUUAUUACAGCCUCUUUACCCUCAUAUUCCAGACCGCACUGCCAUGCUCGGUGAGGCUUUGCAGUCAAUCAUAGAAGGCGGAAUACCCAGACCUCUGGGUGCCCCCCUAUUGCGUCAGAUGGACCAAUUCUCCGAGAAGGCGAAGGAGUUUUAUCGGGCGAAUUCGACGCGCCUUGAUGACAUGCAUGCGCUAGUGGCCGAAAAUGAUGAUUGUGUUGAGUAUACUUUGGAAGAGCUAGCAGAAACGGUGCUCGCUAUUAAUAAAGACGAGCUGGAUGCUGUCUCUCUCUUCGCCGUGCAUAAAGCCUCCCGCCAAUUUCCUUUUCUCAUCGAGAACGAUCGCAGUUCAAUCUUCGCCAAUCACUACCUUGUUCAACCGAAAAGGAUUGCAAACCUCAUCAAAACCGUUCAUGGAUGGGUUCACGACCACCAGACACACAUCUUGGCUAAUCUAGGGCAACACAAGGUGGCAUUCAACCCGAACCCCUUGCAGAGUUUUAUUCAAAAAGCCCAGCGGCUCAUUCGAUUGAGUCGAAAAGUGAGAUCGCCGACGGUCAUGUCCAUGGUGGGCCCUUCAGGACAGAGAUUCACGCCGGAGGAUGGGAACGGCCUGGUCUACAAAAUGGUGGGAACGGAACCGUUCAAUUCCGAUGACCAGAAGAUCAUUGAAUAUCUUCAGCUAUUCUGCAUCCCUCCUCGUCGCAUGACUUCCGGCGCGCUACGCACAAUCGGAUGUCAUAUCAUGCGAGCAACGGGGAUGUAUGACAUGAUGGACGUGAGUUCAGCAUCUGCCCCCUUACUGCUUCAAGAGUUAGGUGUUUCUACCCCGUGGGAGAAUAUGCGGUUGCUGGACCAGAGCCUUGCUCUUCCAGGCCAUUCCAUCUCGGCUAGAGCAGACGCCCAAUGGAAGGAGGCAUUGGAUGCCAGUAAGCGACUGGAUGCUAGCCAACUUGAAGACCGAAUGUGUGAUGUGCGAACCGACUGGGGUGAUUUGCCGGUCUACUGUGUGGAUGAUGUAGACGCCCAGGAGAUUGACGACGGUGUCUCUCUGGAACCUGUUCCCGGGUCCGAUGACACUUUUUGGAUCCGGGUCCAUAUUGCUAAUCCAUCGGCUUUCAUCUCUCAUGAUACUUCGAUCAUGAAGUAUGCUGCGUCACGGUAUCAGACGGUUUAUGCCCCAGAACGUACAUACCCUAUGUUACCAGAUGGAAUGACACAGAAAUUUUUCAGUCUGUCCAGUGGCCGACCGACCCUCACCUUCAGCGCCAAGAUGAACCUGAGCGGAGACGUGUUGGAGACAGAUAUCCGAAACGGAACGAUCAGGAAUGUUAUCUACAUCACGCAUGACAAAUUACGCACUCUGUUCGAAUCCGAUGCCCGCCGGCAAGCUCGGGAGCUGACCGUGGGUGGAAAGUUCAUUCGACACUCCACGCGAAAAGGCAUCCAAGAAUCGAUGUCAUCAGACGACGAGGAAAGAUUCCACAUCCUACGAAAGCUCAUACUGGCCUUCCGCGAGUACAGAAAACAAAACGGUGCCAUGGAGUGGCCCUUGUCGGCUGAAAACUCUGUCCGCGUGAGCGCUGGAAAGGCGCCGAUGAAACCUUACAAUAUGAAGGUCCAUACGGGGCGCUACGUUCUAGGGGAUCCGGUGAUCCAAGUGACCAUGAGAGAUUUUGACCCUCAUGAAGUCCCCGACCUGAGCAAGCGCAAUCUUGUCGCACCACUCAUGAACCUAGCCUGCUGGGUUUCUGGGAAAUGGUGUGCGGAGCGCAAUAUUCCCGUCGUCUAUGAUGGCACCUGGUAUCACCCGGAAUAUCCCAAACUUACCAACAAGAACAUGUCGGAGUACGGAGGAGGUAGCUGGUUCGAUUACGCUGCACCCCGCGGCGUUUCAUCAACCACCCCGAUUCACCACACACCCUUAGGCCUCGACGCCUAUGUCAAAUCGACCAGCCCCCUCCGCCGCUACGUCGACUUAAUCGCCCACUACCAGAUCGAAGCGGCGCUACGGUUCGAACAGAAACAUGGCCGUCAGUUUGAUGCCUCCCAGGACGCCUCCGCCCUACCGUUUUCUAAAGAGGAUGUCGAAACGUACAUCGCCCGUUCGCGGUGGAAACACUCGCGGAUCCGCGCGGUCGACAAUGCCUCUAAACAAUUUUGGGCCUGCAUGUUCCUCUUCCGGGGCUUUUACUUUGGGGAAUGCACCCUUCCAGAGACAUUCCCCUGCUUGCUUCACAGACCCUAUUCCAACACCACUCUGAUAGGCACCGAGUACGGCUACGGCUACGCAGGAGUCAUCACCUCUCUCGGCGUCCGCUGCCACGUUGCCAUCCCCGAGAAGUUCCCAGCCGUCGACGUACUUAGCAUGGUCGAGGCCAAGAUCACCUCUGUGGAUUUCUCGCGCAUGCUGGUCACCAUGGAGGCCACGCAGGUGAUCAAGCAUUUCGAGCGGGUAGGCGAGUGGGCUUAAGCCAAUAGAUGUAUAACAUGUAAAUUCACAAAAUAGAAUUGUAAAUUAGAUCAAUAGAAAGCUAAUCACCAUUCUU
Messenger RNA from Penicilliopsis zonata CBS 506.65, 3258 nucleotides. RefSeq lists its product as hypothetical. Gene Ontology annotation, biological process: mRNA catabolic process. The coding region runs from base 48 to 3182 and encodes 1044 amino acids. The transcript has 3 exons. Gene Ontology annotation, molecular function: 3'-5'-RNA exonuclease activity; RNA binding. Gene Ontology annotation, cellular component: P-body; exosome (RNase complex). NCBI's taxonomy places the organism in Eukaryota, Fungi, Ascomycota, Eurotiomycetes, Eurotiales, Aspergillaceae. The record is from RefSeq and is a predicted model, not a curated record.